AUGACGCUUUGCAACCCCGUUAAGGAUCUUUCCGCGUACAACACCGGGCUUUUCACUAACUUUUGGAAAUAUUUUAAUAAUAUAGGAGUAGAAGGAAUAAAUGAAAAUGAAACGAAUCAAGAUAAGGAAGAUGGUGGUGAUAAUCGUUCAGCGAAAUUACCAAAACUCAUGUCAUCUGUUGAGAUAGGAAAAGAGCUUGAAGAACUAAUAGUUGCUAUUUUGGAGAGUUUGAAUGUUGAGAAAGGAGGUCGUGGUGACAAAGGGAAAGAUAUAUCCCAUUGUUAUUUAAUGAACUUGAGAAGUAAAAAAAAAGGUCCUUCUGUCUUCCGAGAGUUGGAUGAGAUGCUCUCCUCUUCGAAAGAUAGUUUUUUCGUGAAGGCAAAAGGGACUGCUGUCGUCCGGGAAAUGGAUGGUGUGCUGUCGAAAGGAUCAUGGCCGACAAACGGUGUCGUGGUGGGUUUAUCCAAGGACGCAUUCACUUGUGGCGCGGUAAAAGCGGCCAAAUAA
Molecule: messenger RNA, 507 nt
Organism: Funneliformis caledonium
Lineage: Eukaryota; Fungi; Glomeromycota; Glomeromycetes; Glomerales; Glomeraceae
Source: the annotation of a GenBank genome assembly